GGGUUUCCUCCCCGCCGCCGCCGCCGCCGCCGCAGACCGGCUCCCGGCUCGGCGCGGCGCGGCUCGGCCCGCUCGGCCCCGCCAUGUCGCAGGUGCUGCCCUACGGCGAGGACAAGGUGGGCCGCUACGGCGCCGAGCCCGAGGCAGGGGAGCUGCCCUUCAGCUGCCGCCUGCAGGACACCAACGCCUUCUUCGGGGGCAACCAGGGCAAGCGGCCCCCGAAGCUGGGACAGAUCGGCCGCGCCAAGAGAGUGGUGAUCGAGGAUGACCGGAUAGACGAGGUGCUCAAGGGCAUGACGGAGAAGUCGCCGCCGGGGGUGUAAGCCGGGACCCGCCGCCAGGACCCGCCGCCGAGCCCCGCUCCCAGCCCGGGCCUGCAUGCUGGCUGGGCCGCCGAACCGGAGGGGGAGGCCGUGCCCGUGUCCCCCCCUGAGCCCGGGGGGGGGGCUCUGCGGCUACCACCACCCCCUCCGAGCCAUGCACUUUACCCCUCCGCCUCCCCCGGGGGUGGGGUGGGGGGACAAAACACCGAACCCCCCACCCCAGGGCAAAGACCCCUCUCCCCGAGGGAGUCCAGCCCCCCGCUCCACGGUGCGUCCCCCCAGUCCUGCUUGGCGGGGGGUCCCCGAAUCUCGGGGCGGAUCCAGCCCCAUGAGCCGGGGGAGCGCUGCUGUCCAGAGACAUUUUUUGCUCCAUCGUUUUUUGCAUGAGCUUGGUGGUCCCGGGGCCGAGGGUCAGCCCCACCACUCCGGCACGCUUCUUUUUAAACAGAAACUCCUCAUAUUUGUAUUUUUAUAUCCGAAUCUUUGUUAAAAAUGAUCUGCUGACGUUGAGAUGUUGAAGUAACCGCAUCGGGAAAACAAACAAACAAACAAAUGGUUCAUAUUUUUUUCCAUAAGAAAAAAAAAGACAAAAAAAGAAGAAAAAACCGAGGGGGGGAAAUAAAGGGAGGGGUGAGAAAGAUGGAGGGAGUGUGAAGAUGCAAGGAGGGGAGCAGGGACCCCUGGGCUGACCGCCACCAUCGGCAGCAGGACUGGCUGGAGGGUCUGGCAGCCACAGACCCCUCCCCACAGUGCCAGGGGCCAGAGCCCUUCAAGAGAGCUGUGGGGGCCAGGGGGGUCCUGGUGCUGCCCCUCACUCCAGAGUAGAGGUGCUGGGGAGUAUGGGGGGAAGUGGGGAGGGCAGGGACCGGCCUGAGUUGUUGUUUUUAAUUUUGUACUUUAAUUUAAUUUUAUUUUUUAAGAAGCUUCUUGGGGGGUUCUGAUGUGCAUGAGAAACUUGUCAUCUUUUUCAAUAACCUACGAGUAGCAUUUAUGGAGACAACGACGCCAAAAAACCACACAAAAAAAAUAAAAACAAAAAACCCAACCACCAAACAAAAAACAAAACUGAGAAAAAAAAAGAAAAAAGAAAAAGAAAAAAAAAUACUUGUGUCAUGAUGUUCUACGAAUGAUCCAUUGUAAAUUUAAAUGCCAUUUUUCACUGUACUGGUGAACAAAAUGCAAUGAAUAAAAUACAUUCAUGUA
This is a messenger RNA of Calypte anna (Anna's hummingbird), 1526 nucleotides long. It is a transcript of the gene CAMK2N2, whose product is annotated as calcium/calmodulin dependent protein kinase II inhibitor 2. NCBI's taxonomy places the organism in Eukaryota, Metazoa, Chordata, Aves, Apodiformes, Trochilidae. The record is from RefSeq and is a predicted model, not a curated record. The transcript is spliced from 2 exons. Bases 84 to 323 code for a protein of 79 amino acids. Gene Ontology annotation, biological process: negative regulation of protein kinase activity. Gene Ontology annotation, molecular function: calcium-dependent protein kinase inhibitor activity; protein kinase binding.